Molecule: messenger RNA, 2883 nt
Organism: Sardina pilchardus (European sardine)
Lineage: Eukaryota; Metazoa; Chordata; Actinopteri; Clupeiformes; Clupeidae
Gene: cchcr1
Product: coiled-coil alpha-helical rod protein 1
Exons: 19
Coding region: 137-2785 (882 amino acids)
Biological process (GO): cell differentiation; protein export from nucleus
Cellular component (GO): centriole
Source: RefSeq, a predicted model, not a curated record
CAAGGAACGUUUCAAAGUUAAUGGCGCGUUUACUUUAUCGUUAAAUUUUGCCCGUUCUACAGAUGUUUGGAUAUACGUUCUCUAUAAAUAACGACAUGUAUUAGCAAGGUAUUGCUUAUUUGCAAAAGCAGACGAAAUGAAUCCUCGUGAUACCAGCGAAAAGCUGACUUCUCCAGCUGAUUUCAUAUCAACAAAUGUUGGAAGAGAUACUCAGAGGAACCUUAUGCCCCCUUCUCAUUUCAUUUCGAGUCACCAAUCCACAUCUGCAUCAGGAGGUCAGCUCUCCUCUGGACCAGCAACAGGUGGCCACCACAUCACUCCUUCGUCAUUGCCAGGACUCCAGAGAUUUGGUGCGACAGCAAUACCUUGGACCCCACUAUCCACAACUGUGCCAGGGGAUCCAUGGCUGGCCAUUGCCCAGACCAACAAGGAAAUACUGCAGCUUUGUGAAGAAAAUCAGAGACUCAAGGAAAAAAGGGACCGGUCACCUUCAGCUCAGCACAACACACACUCGGCUAGGUGUGGAGAGCGGGGUGGGCUGGAGUCAGAGUGGCGUCUGGAUCUUGAAAGACUUCGGUCAGAGAGUGAGAGGCUGCGAGGCCAGGUGGAGACCCUGAGAGACAGUGCUGUCAGACAGAGGGAGGAAAUGAGGGACAAAGAAAGCACUAUUCACAGGCAAAGUCAUGAGCUGGAGGAGUUGCGUUCCGAGAUGUGUCGCUGUAAAGCUGAACUGGCCCAGAAUACGUUAGACUUGACUCAGAAGAAAGAGGAAAGGGAGAAACUCCUCUCUCAGUUGGACAAACUCCAGAGGGACUUUUCUGAGGAACGGAACAGGUAUCUGAGGGAACUGGAAGCCUCCUGUAAGGAUGUCCAGAGACUCACAUGUGAAUCCCAGAAACUGAGUGUGCAAGCCAAGGAGGAGGCCAGCUUAGAAGCAGGGAGACUUCGAGAGCAGCUGGAGAGAGCCGUUCAGACACAUCAGAGUCAGAUUGAACAGAUGUCUGUGGGCCACAGAGAAGAAUUGGACAUUUUGAAACAGGUGAAUUCCGACCAGCAACUCAGACUCAGUGAUGUCACCCAGGAAGUGACUUCACUUCGAGGCCGUUUGCAGGAUAUCAGCGCAGAGAGAGAUGGUCUACGAGAACAACUACGGCAGUUGCAUCAAGACUUUGAGGUUCAGGCAGAGACAAUUCAGAGUCUUCGGACGUACAUCGGCCAACUUACUCCAGAGAGAGGAGAGCAGGAGAGGUUGACGGAGAAAAUACAGACACUGGAGAAGGAGAGAGAGGCCCUGCAGAUGUCACUGGAGCUUGUAAACAUUAGACUAAAGUCUGCAAAUGACAUUGUUGCCAUUCAGGAGAAAGAGCUCACUGAAGAGAUGAAAUGCAGCUCCGUACUGAAAGGCAGCAGCAAAGGCAGCAAAGUGCUGGCUCAGUGGAGACACAAGGUGUUCCUGCUCCUAGUGCAACUCCGGGCCAAAGACCUGCACUUCACCGGGGAGAAGAACUCCUUGCACUCCACUAUCUCUUCUCUGGAGGAGGACUUGGAGAGAGAGAGGAGCCAGCACAGUCUGGCUCAGCACACACUGCAAGACCGACAGGCUCAGCUGGACCUCCAGUGUCUCCACACACAGACACUGCAGCAGGAUUUGGCCAGUUUCAAGGAGGAGAACGAUAGACUGAAGCAGGACAAUCAGACCUGCACAAAGGCCCUAAAGGAUAUCACAGAGAAUGUGCAGAGCGUUGGUGUUCUGUUCGAGAGGAACAUGGCUGACAUGGAGGAUGCUCAGAGUCGUCUCAGUGGCUUAGGACAGAGAGUCACUUUUGCCACGAGGAGAAUUGAUACCAUUCAAGGUCUACUUAUGAGAAGAGAAGCUUUAAGAAAAGUCCAACAGACAGCAAAGCCAUCAGAGACCCUUUCAGACAGAAGGUGCAUUGCUGACCUCCAGGCAGAGGUGGCGAUGUUGAGCCAAGAAAGGGAUAAACUGGCCCAGGAGCUCAAACGCACCCCAGAGCUGAUUCAAAGUGCUCUCGUCGACCUGCAGGAGAAGAUGGACUCUGAGGUGGGCCGACUGAGUCAGGCCCUGCUGGAGAGUCAGCAGGAGGCUCGGAGCUCCGAGACCUGUCGCCGGGAGACAGAGCUGGAGUUGCAGCAACUGCAGGAGCGCGCUCAGGAGCUGGAGGGCCUGCUCGCGGAGCUGCGUGAGGAGGCUCAGCUUAAGCAAGAGGAGACUGAGCGAGAAUUCAAGCAGAAGCUCUCGGAAGUGGAGAGUCAGUGUAGAACGCAGCUGAGAGCCAUGGAGGCUCAAGUGAACACGGCCCGAAGGGAGCACACUAAAGCAGUGGUAGCUCUGCGGCAGUGUGAGCGCCAGGCGGAGAGGGCUCGCGAGCAGGAGAGAGCGGCGCACACGCUCCAGAGUGAGCAUGCCCUCAAAGAGAUCGCUCUGCUCAACAAGCAGCUCAAGGAGAAGGACAAAGACAGGAACCUGCUGCUUGCGGUGGUGCACGAGCAGGGGCUGAUGGGCGAGUACAGGAGACUCAGGGGCGCGGCGCGGCGCCCCUCGCAGGCCUCAGAUCAGCAGCGGGAGCGCGAGAAGGCGAAGGAGAAGGAGAAGGAGAGUCAGGUGCUGCAGCCCCGGGCGCACGACGCAUUGCUGUCGGUGCUGGGCGACCUGCAGGCUCUGAGCACGGCCGUCAUGCACAGCUCGGAGGAGGGCAGCGAGGAAGAGGAUGGACGCGAGGAAGGUCAGGGAGACAGAGACACUCAGGCCGGUCUCCUCCGAUAACUAGAGUUUUUAAGAAGAUUUUUUUUAACGAGAUCAUCUGAUUCUGAACAUAUUUGUUAUGUAAUUUAUAUGCUUUUAGUUCACAAUAAAUUAUUUAU